GGAGAUUAAGUGGAACUGCUAAAGUUCUCAUAUCCACAAUCUCUGCUGUUGUAGGAGUAGCUUGCAUACUGUCUUUUCUAUACUUUUUCUGGUUUAGACAAAAUAAGAAAGAAUCUGCUUCAAGCUCUUAUGAAGAUGGGCUUUUGCAUGUUUCUUAUAAUAGUCUCUUGAAAGCAACGGGUGGAUUCUCCUCCACCAAUCUUCUUGGCAUGGGCAAUUUUGGGUCUGUGUAUAGAGGGCUUCUUGAUCCGACUCAGUCGAUUGUGGCCAUCAAGAUUCUCGACCUUACACGUCAUGGAGCUUCCAAGAGCUUUACAGCUGAGUGCAGUGCCUUGAGAAGAAUCCGACACCGUAAUCUCGUGAAGGUACUCACAGCAUGUUCUGGGUUUGAUUUUAAUGGAAAUGAUUUCAAGGCACUGAUCUACGAAUUCAUGUCGAACGGGAGCUUGGAUGAAUGGUUGCACCCAACUUCAUCGCAACAUGCGGAGAGAAGCAAGUUGAGUCUCCUUGAGAGAGUGAAUAUUGCAUAUGAUGUUGCUUGUGCACUAGAUUAUCUUCAUCAUCACUGUGAAACGCCAAUAGUUCAUUGUGAUCUCAAGCCAAGCAAUGUUCUUCUUGACGAUGAAAAGACUGGACAUGUAGGAGAUUUCGGGCUUGCCAGGUUCCUCCCAGAAGCAAUGCAUAAGUUACUGGCUGAUCAAUCAAGCUCUAUUGGAGUAAAAGGAUCUUUCGGCUAUGUAGCUCCAGAGUACGGCGUAGGAAGUGCGGUAUCCACACAGGGAGAUAUGUACAGCUUUGGAGUCCUUAUUUUGGAGAUGUUCACAAGCAAGAGGCCAACCGAUGACAUGUUUGAAAAUGGCCUUGACCUUCACCGCUUUGCGAAGGAGGCUUUGGCAGACCGAGUGGAGAAGGCAAUCGAUCCUGUUCUGCUUCAGGAAAUCAAGGAGUCGGAGCAGAGACGAAUAAUCGCUCCGGAGGGCAAGAAUAAAAGCUGGUGUAGUAUUCAAGAGUGUUUGGUUUCGAUCAUUGAAAUAGGAGUCGUUUCCUCUUCGGAGUCUCCUAGGGAACGAAUGGACAUUGGCAGUGCAUUGACUAAACUCCAGGGAAUCAGGAAGAAACUUCUUGAGUACAUUGUCAUCGCCUAG
Molecule: messenger RNA, 1145 nt
Organism: Rhodamnia argentea
Lineage: Eukaryota; Viridiplantae; Streptophyta; Magnoliopsida; Myrtales; Myrtaceae
Product: probable LRR receptor-like serine/threonine-protein kinase At3g47570
Exons: 2
Coding region: 210-1145 (311 amino acids)
Biological process (GO): protein phosphorylation
Molecular function (GO): ATP binding; protein kinase activity
Source: RefSeq, a predicted model, not a curated record